AUGGAUAUCUCGCCACUAUUGUUGCAGGCGAUGCUCUUCAUCGGGUCGACGUACUGCGAUGAGGCUACCAUUACAGCUAUGGGCUUCAAAGAUCGCUCAGAAGCGAAGAGUGUGACUUAUUCACGUGCGAGGAUUCUUUUUCACUCCAAUUGGGAAAAAGACGAAUUCACUCUCAUCCAAUCUUUGUUCCUUUGCAGCUUCUGGAGGGGCGGUCCUACCGACUGGAGAGAUGUUCGAUACUGGCUGGGAUGUGUCUUGACUCUUGCGCAGACGCAUGGCCUCCAUAGAUCAACACGCUUCAUCACGAGAGAACCCCAGUUUGCCCGAAUGAGAAGAAGAGUCUGGUGGUCCAUCUACGUGAGAGAAAGACAAGCGGCGAUAUCACUGGGCCUUCCAUGUAGAAUACGAGACGAAGACUGCGACAUCGAGCCCCUGACCGCCUCCGAUUUGGAGGGCGACACGGAUGAUCAGCCAGCUACAGCAUUUGGCACAUCAGAUUCUGAGCAUGUGCAUUACGCUAUCAAUAUGGUAGACAUCGCAAGGCUACUCGGAAGGAUAACAGAUACCCACUUUGCGCCGGGCCGUGGUCCUCCUGCGCCAGGUGAAGUGCGCGACCUGAAGCAACAACUCGAGCAGUGGAAGCAGAAUUUGCCAGAAGAAUUGAGGAGAGAACCCGAGGAGGGGCAAUCGUCAGUCCUGACAUGCCUCAUUCAUCUUGCCUACAAUCACUUGCGCAUCCUAGUCCAUCGCAAUGGAUGGCUUCGAAAUCGAGACGAAGAGGACAAAAAGGCCGCCCUCGCAGCUGCCUGUCGAAUCAGCAGGAUAGCGGAAGACAUGCUCGCACAGAAAACCUUGCAAUACGGCCAAAUGCAUCUACUUACAAGCCUGUUCGCGGCUCUCUGCAUUCACGCUAUCGACAUCAAGUCGGCCGAUGGGAUCGGUCGCCAGCUCGCAGUUCACAGAGCCCAGAUGUGUCAUUUAGGGCUAAAAGAGAUACAAAACUACUGGCGAAUCAACAACAAUGUCUUGGAUCUCUUUCUACAGUACCUCGACAAGCCCAUUGCCAAGAGAAUCUACAACGAAGACGCCGAUGCUGCGGCAGCUGAUGGGGCAUCAGGAUCCACGGCAGGCCUGAGCCCGUUCAACACAGCUAGCACACCCCAGAAUCUUUCCACAGACACCGUGGAGCAAAGCAGAUCGGACGCCAUAGAGGACCAAUACUUUAACCUGAUGCAGACCAACUGGGAAGGCGAGCAUGCCCUUGGUGAUCUCGGCCUCUUCCUGGACCCGCAACUCUACGCCAACGGUCCAAUGCAAGUCGAGGGCCUCAAUUUCUUGCAGCGGUGCUUAUGA
Colletotrichum siamense is the source of this 1353-nucleotide messenger RNA. Its product is annotated as Cutinase transcription factor 1 alpha. The coding region runs from base 1 to 1353 and encodes 450 amino acids. The transcript has 6 exons. The record is from RefSeq and is a predicted model, not a curated record. Gene Ontology annotation, molecular function: zinc ion binding; DNA binding. Lineage: Eukaryota; Fungi; Ascomycota; Sordariomycetes; Glomerellales; Glomerellaceae. Gene Ontology annotation, biological process: DNA-templated transcription.